AUGGACGCAGUAUGGGUGGCCUGUCCAAGCGCGACAAAUGAUGACUUCCAGGAGUCCAUGUCCGACCGUGUCCGGCGCGUCGCUCUGGACAUGCAGGAGAUCAAGAGCUAUUAUCGCGUCUCCGUUUCGCCGAAAAGGCAGCAAAGAUUGCGCCAAUUCCUCAGCGAUGAGCUCGAUUCCAUUUUCAGACUCAACUUUCACCAGCUGUCCAAGCAGGAUCAAGUAGACUUUUUGCAACUUCGCAACUACCUUGAACGGACCACGCAGCAGCUCCAGGCUGAGCGCGAGCUCAACUCCAAGAUUGAACACAUCUUUCCCUUUUCUGGAAUCAUUGUCGAGCUAUCCGAGGCUCGUGAAGCCGUCAAGCCAAUUGAAAGCUCGUAUGUUGCCGAUCAAGUCAAUGCCGUCAGAGAAUUGGCUGAACAGUCACAAAAAGAUGUCGUCGACGGUAAAAUACGCUCUACGAAGACGGGGGCAUACAAGGCCUCCAAAAUCAUUGCCGAGCUACAGAGGCACCUCGAAGAAAUAGGCAAGUUUUACGGCAGCUAUGAUCCGUCUUUUGAUUGGUGGGUUGCGACACCGCUCAAACACGCAGUAAAGGCGUUGCAGGAAUACAAGGUCACUGUUGAGCGACACCUUGUUGGCAUCGGACCCAAUGGCCAAGACGAAGUCAUUGGCCAGCCAAUUGGUAAAGAUGCGCUCCUUGUCGAGCUCGAGGCUGAGAUGAUUGCGUACAGCCCCGAGGAGCUGCUAGACCUCGCCCACGACGUCUUCCAAUGGUGCGAGGCGCAGAUGAAGACGGCGUCGGACGAGCUCGGGUUCGGCUCCGACUGGAAACGGGCCCUCGACUACGUCAAGACGCAGUCUGUGCCCGCGGGCGAGCAGCCCGCGCUCGUCAAGUCGCUCGCGCUCGAGGGCGCCGAAUUCAUCAAGAAGCACGACCUCGUGACGGUGCCGCGCAUCGCCGACGAGACGUACCGAGCCAGCAUGAUGAGCGCCGAGAUGCAAAAGGUGGCGCCCUUUUUCCUCGGCGGCUCGGGAAUCCUCAUCUCGUACCCGCUCGCGGACAUGGAGCACGCUCUCAAGAAGAUGGUGAUGCGCGGCAACAACCGGCACUUUGCGCGCGCCACCGUCUUCCACGAGCUCGUGCCCGGCCACCGCCUGCAGCACUACUACACGACGCGCCGCCACAGCCACCGCGGCCUGCUCUUCUCGACGCCCUUUUGGGUCGAGGGCUGGGCGCUGUACUGGGAGAUGUUGCUCUGGAACCGCGGCGACUUCUUUCUGUCCCCCGAGGACCGCGUCGGCACCAUGUUCUGGCGCAUGCACCGCUGCGCGCGCAUCGUCUUCUCGCUCAAGUUUCACCUCGGCGAGUGGACGCCCCGGCAGUGCGUCGACCUGCUCGUCGACGGCGUCGGCCACGAGCGCUCCACGGCCGAGGGCGAGGUCCGGCGCUCCUUUGGCGGCGACUAUGCGCCGCUGUACCAGGCCGGCUACCUCCUCGGCGCCUUGCAGUUUGAUGCUCUGCGCAGUGAGGUGCUGCGCGAGGGGCGGCUCUCGGAAAAGCAGUUUCAUGACGGCAUCAUGCGGGGAGGCAUAAUGCCUGUGGAGAUGAUUCGUGCCGUUCUUUUCGAUUUGCCCUUGUCGCCUGAUUAUAAGCCUCAGUGGCGAUUCUACAAGAAAAAAUAA
Messenger RNA from Beauveria bassiana ARSEF 2860, 1689 nucleotides. RefSeq names its product X-Pro dipeptidyl-peptidase, putative. NCBI's taxonomy places the organism in Eukaryota, Fungi, Ascomycota, Sordariomycetes, Hypocreales, Cordycipitaceae. The transcript has a single exon. The coding region runs from base 1 to 1689 and encodes 562 amino acids. The record is from RefSeq and is a predicted model, not a curated record.